AAUACAGAGAGAUAGAGAGAGAAAGAAAGCAAAGCUACGAAUAAAGCCAUUUUUCUCUCUCUAGAUUCUGGGAUCUGAGAUUAAUGGUCAAACGAUUUUAGCUUCAAUCAACGAUCGUAAUAACAUCAUAAUCCUUCGGAAUUGGAGGUUUCAAUAAUCCUGGAGCCCAUGCAGCUGAAGUGUUUAGAAAGACAACAAAUUUUAACAGAAAUGUAUGACCAUUUUCGCUAGCCAUAUCACCACAAAGAAUUGUUUAAGAGACACUAGGAUCUGAUCGAGAUGAAAGUGGUUUACAAUUUUUUACCAAGGGCAAGACCACUUUCCCUCACUCUGGCUAGCCUUAUUGCUGUUACUAUAUUACUUUGGGCAUUUGAGAGAAAUCCUUUUGGCACUAUUUUACUAUCAACCCAAGAGCGGUACACAACGUCUUCCGCAGAAUUUAUUGCAGAACCCACCGACAAUUCCUCAAACUCUACGAAGACAAACGAUAAUAUUGAUGACAAAGGUUCAAAAUGGAUUAUAAUUGAAGAAGUAAAUAAUGCGGUAGAAAAUUCAAGUGUUGCAGUGUUGGGGUCUUCACCCUCAUUGUUUUCUGAAAAGCAAAAAAGUGAUGGAAAUGUGGCAUCGUCUUCCACAAAUAAAGUUUGUAACUAUGCCAAGGGUAGAUGGGUAGCAGACAGCAGUCGGCCAUUGUAUUCUGGGUUCCAAUGUAAGCAGUGGCUAUCAGAAAUGUGGGCAUGCAGACUGACACAGCGAUUUGAUUUCUCUUACGAGGGAUAUCGAUGGCAGCCAGAAAAUUGCAAUAUGCUAAAGUUUAAGAGGUCUUCAUUCUUGAGAAGAAUGCAGAACAAAACAAUUGCUUUUAUAGGAGAUUCUUUAGGUCGACAGCAGUUCCAGUCUUUGAUGUGCAUGGCCACUGGAGGGGAAUAUAGCCCUGGGGUACUAAAUGUGGGAAAGGAAUAUGGACUCAUCAAAGCUCGUGGAGCCAUUCGUCCUGAUGGUUGGGCUUACCGAUUCCCUAAAACCAAUACCACCAUUCUAUAUUAUUGGUCAGCUAGUCUUUCGGAUCUGGUGCCCCUUAAUGCCUCUGACCGAGCCUCUGAUAUCGCCAUGCAUCUGGACCGUCCACCAGCUUUCUUGAGAAAGUAUCUCCAUCGUUUCGAUGUAUUGGUUCUCAACACUGGACAUCAUUGGAACAGAGGGAAGCUGAAGGCAAACCGGUGGGUGAUGCAUGUAAAUGGAAAGCCUAACGAAGAUAGAAAACGUGCAGAAAUUGCGAAUGCCAAGAAUUUUACGAUACAUAGUAUUGUCAAGUGGGUUGAUUCACAGCUUCCCUCGCAUCCUCAUCUCAAAGCCUUCUUUAGGACUAUCUCACCAAGGCACUUCCUUAAUGGUGAUUGGAACACGGGGGGUAGUUGUGAUAGCACAACUCCGUUGUCUAGUGGAAGCGAAGUGGUUCAAGACGGUUCGAGGGAUUCGGUUGUUGAAGGUGCUUUAAAGGGUACGAAGGUAAAGAUUUUAGAUAUCACUGCCCUGUCUGAACUGAGGGAUGAAGGUCACAUCUCCCGCUACAGCAUUAGAGGAACUCCUGGCGUAAACGACUGUUUGCAUUGGUGCCUACCUGGGAUUCCCGACUCGUGGAAUGAACUACUUAUCGCACAACUAUAGGGCUCGGACGCAUCAUCCAGGCAAUGCAGAUGCUAAAAUCUAGAGAUGGAAAAUGGUAGAUAUUCUUUUAUGGUACAAGGUACCAAUUCUUUUCAGAAGUAUGAUUCUUUAUGAAACUUAAUUCCAGCUUCUCACUGAUCAAAUAGAAUAGGUAGAGCAGCACCUAGUAUUUUUAUUUGUGAAUUGAAUUUUCUAUAUCAGUUUUUGCAUAUAGGUGUACAAUCUAAAAAAAAGAAAAAAGUUUUCAUAAGAAUAGAGAAGCAUCGAUUGCUGCAGCUUUACCCUAAGACCGGAAUGUUGCUAGCUGUUCUAUAGAUGCUGUCUGUCUUGUUGCCAGCUUUACCCCAAGACUCAAUUACGAAAUUUCUCUCCAGUGCGGAUUAUGUACCAUUGAGAGUGGAUCCAAGUUUUGUUUCCAUUUUUUUUCUUUAAAUAACAUUCUAGAUUCUCUACAAAAGUAUAUUUAUGUAUAUCAGGUUCGGAUUUCAUCCAGAGACGAAAAGUUUCUGGCUUGUAUUGCUCGUUGUAAUUGUAAUUUAUUGGUCAAAAUUUGUCCUGCUCUUGUACAAUUUUAAGAUGGCAAGAUAGAAGAUCUUUAUCUAUUUUGGAACUGUAUCUCCUCAAAAAGCUGUUAUUAUAAUGCCUCAAGAGGAGGAGAAGAAUGUAGCCAACAAUCUAGUUGGAUUUUCCACAGGAUCACUUGAGAUGUUUUUUGUGUAUGUUUUUGGCCAGAGACUCGAACUGAUAAUAUUAGCUUUCUCAACUGGA
Messenger RNA from Morus notabilis, 2436 nucleotides. Its product is annotated as protein trichome birefringence-like 14. Gene Ontology annotation, cellular component: Golgi apparatus. Bases 280 to 1668 code for a protein of 462 amino acids. Lineage: Eukaryota; Viridiplantae; Streptophyta; Magnoliopsida; Rosales; Moraceae. Gene Ontology annotation, biological process: xylan biosynthetic process; xyloglucan metabolic process; plant-type secondary cell wall biogenesis. The transcript is spliced from 5 exons. Gene Ontology annotation, molecular function: acetyltransferase activity. The record is from RefSeq and is a predicted model, not a curated record.